Molecule: messenger RNA, 1452 nt
Organism: Entrophospora candida
Lineage: Eukaryota; Fungi; Glomeromycota; Glomeromycetes; Entrophosporales; Entrophosporaceae
Source: the annotation of a GenBank genome assembly
AUGUCAAAAUUCACCACAUUCAAUUUUCCAGUUUCACCAUAUGGAAAUCUUGAUUUCUUUCAAAUCGAAGAGUCUUUGGGUAAGUUUGUAACUGUGAAAUUAGAAAACGAUGAAGUCUUCGAGGGAUAUUUGUAUAAUAUUGAUCCAGUAACUUUUAGUGUAUUUUUAUUAAAGAUUAAUAAAGAAGAUUUGCUAGAAAGUUCAAUUCCUUCUAAACACAAAGUUUUGGUCGUAAUGCAUCACGCCAUAUCAGAUUUUCAAGUGAACGAAAAAGAAAACAGAUUAUCAAAGGAAGUCUUGGAUUCGAUCGUAACAACUCGAACAGAUGAUUACGAUGUCAAUUCAGAAUUGAUACAGAAAAGAAAAGAAGCCUUGAUUAAUUUAUUUGAAUCGCAACGAUUACAGAUAACAUACGAUAAAGAUGAUCCAAUAAUUCAUGUAAUGAAUAGAGCAAACGUUUUGCCACCAUACGUAACAUCGUCUAUCGAAUAUUAUCUGAUUGAUCAUCAACUGAAAAUGGAAUCGAACAGUAAUGAUUUAAAAUCGGCAGCAGCAUCUUUAGAGACAAAGAUUUCAACGCCGUAUCGUAAAAACAAAGUUUAUGAGAAUUGUAAAGUGUACUCGGAAACAGGAGAACUUAUGUUUCGUUGUAAUAGAAAAAAAUGUUUAUGGUAUUUAACACGUAAUUUAGCCAAACAAUUAUCUAGUGAUUCUAUACAACUUACCUUUACACCUAAGGGAUUAGGUUAUGCUCAAAAAAAACAAAAUGAUAAAUUAGAUCGUUGUGUUUGUUGUGCUCAAACCGAAAAGUUAACUUUACACCAUGUAGUUCCAGAUAUGUACCGUAAACGAAUGCCUGAAGUAAUCAAAUCACAUUCGAGUCACGAUGUUGUUUUAUUGUGUUUUGGAUGUCAUUCUUCUUAUGAAAAACAUGUAACACAAUAUAAAAAACAAAUCGUCAAAGAAUUUAAUGCACCACCUUUAGAGGUUGAUUCUAAAGAUAGGAUUAGACUUGAAGAAAAUAUCAAAGUUAAAAAAGCUGCAAAUACAUUAUUAAAAAGAUUAAAAGCAAUUUCUCACCAAACUGAAACUUCAACAAAUGCCAAUUUUCUUACUAAAAGGUUUUCUUUUAUACCAAAGGAACGAGUAGAGCAAUUGGAACAAAUCGUUUUAGAUUGGUAUUAUGAUCAGAAUCAAAACAAUAAUACUUCAGCUUUAAUAAAUCAAAAAAAAUAUUAUUAUGUAUCAAUGAAUGAUGAUGGUAAAGAGGAAGAAAUAAUUUUUGAUGAAACAAAACAUGACGAUGAUGAUAUUGAAUCAAAAAAAAGGAUUCGUUGGUCACGUAUAGAAAUUUUUAUAAAAAAUUGGCGGCAACACUUUUUGGAUUAUGCAAAUCCAAAAUAUUUAUCUAAAAAUUGGAAAGUAAAUAAUAAAAUUUACAAUUUUUUAUAA